Molecule: messenger RNA, 885 nt
Organism: Miscanthus lutarioriparius
Lineage: Eukaryota; Viridiplantae; Streptophyta; Magnoliopsida; Poales; Poaceae
Source: the annotation of a GenBank genome assembly
AUGAGGACCAUCACGGCGAGGAGCCCCCACGACUCCUCCUUCUCCUUCUCCCGGAGGAACUUCAAGUGGCCGGUUCUUGUCAAGAGCAGCAGCCAUGGCGCCGCUGCCGGCGGCGGGGAGGAUGGCUCCGGCAAGGGCUCGGAGGCCGACGACGAGGACGAGUCGGCCAUGGCGUUCUCCUCCACCUGCCCGUCGUUCCGCUCGGAGGACUUCGUGUCCCCGCCGCCCAAGGCGCCACCUCCACCGAAGCAGCGCAGCAAGAAGUGCCGCACGGCGGUCUCCCGGCUGCGCACGGCGCUUGCCGCGGCCAUCGCCGGCCGGCACCGGCAGGUCGGGCUCGGAGCGCGGCUCACGGGCACGCUCUACGGCCACCGCCGCGGCCACGUGCACCUCGCGUUCCAGGUGGACCCGCGCGCGUGCCCCGCGCUGCUGCUCGAGCUCGCCGCGCCCACGGCGUCGCUGGUGCGCGAGAUGGCCUCGGGCCUCGUCCGCAUCGCGCUCGAGUGCGACCGCGCCAAGGGCGCCGCCAGCGCCGCGGCCGCGACCAAUGGCGGCGGCGGCGGCGGCGGCGGCGGCUGCAGGAAGCUGGUUGAGGAGAAGGCGUGGCGCGCGUACUGCAACGGCAAGGGCUGCGGGUACGCGGUGCGGCGCGAGUGCGGCGCCGCGGACUGGCGCGUGCUGCGCGCGCUGGAGCCCGUGUCCAUGGGCGCGGGCGUCAUACCGGCGGCGUGCGGCGGUGGCGAGGGCGACGUCAUGUACAUGCGCGCUCGCUUCGAGCGCGUCGUGGGCUCCCGCGACUCGGAGGCAUUCUACAUGAUGAACCCGGACAGCAGCACCGGCGGCAAUGGUGGCCCGGAGCUUAGCAUCUACCUCCUUAGAGUUUGA